UAAAAAUGUCAGAGUCUCACACACUGACGACGAAGGUCUGAUCCUGGCUUCCAGGGCGACUUUUGAGCAGCAAGGCAUUAAUACUGUACAUUCUGAUGGUUUUCAUGUUGUCAACGAUCAACUGAGAGAUAAACUACAUUCCUCUUAAGCCGAACGGGCCAGAAGUAGAAAAUGAAAUGGGAGAAAGAGGGCUCCAUCACUACAAAAUUAAGAUUGAGAAUGAUUACCAGCAAGGAGAGGAUUUGGUGGUCACAGUUAAAGGUGUAGGAGCAAGGGCUGACCCAGAUCUGUACAUUUCAACCAAAAGUGAUCCUGCUCCUUCUAGAGAGAAUCAUGAAUACUCUUGAGCAAAGAUAGGUGAAGAUGUCUGCACUAUUCCUUCGUCAGAUAUUUCUGUCGGGAAAAUAUUUUAUGUAACCACAAGUUGAUACAGAAAAUGAGGAUAUUCACUUAAGGCUGAGUUAUUGAAAGAGAUCCCCAUCAGGGUACAGAGAGACGUCUCUAUCGUGACUAGUUCUGCUGGUAAACGAAUCUUUGUCUUUAACAAUACCCAUGAAGGUGUUAAAGAUAUUUACAUUGUUGCCAGAUCUUCCAGCCCUACCUCUUCCAUGAGAAUGUUCCUGAAAAGUGGCAAAGAUGGAGCUCCUACUUCUGAAAACAUGAGGUCUGCUGAUGUCUGGGAGAAUGCAGUUGUCUUGAAGAUGACAAAUCAUACUAUUGAAAGCGUCAAAAAGGAUCAGACUUACAAAAUUUUGUUUGAAACAGAUCAAAGCGUCAAUGCAACACUGAGAGUAGACAUGGUUUAUAGAGACAGGCUGCUUCAGGAAGGAAAAAUAUAUGAUGAUUUCCUCUAUGCUCGAGAUAAGUCUUGUUAUAAGUAUAACAUCAAGAGUGCUGACAAAAAGUUCAGGGUCGGAGUUUAUUCAUUUUCUGGAAAUCCAGAUGUCUAUGUCACCCCUGAAACUGAAGAUAUUGAAAAUCUUGAUAAGUAUGAGUUCAAAGCUACUGAAGCAUCAGAUGAUGUCCUUGUAAUCACUCCAGAAGAUAGGAUGAAAAUUGGAGCCAAGAAAGGAUGGUACCACAUCUGUGUACUUGCUCAUAGCACUACGAGUUACAGACUCAGAGCUGUUGAAUCAAAUGAGAACUAUUUCCUCGAAGAUGGGAUUUCUGAGACAAAUGAAGUAAACACUGGUGAAGAUCAGGUCUUCUACUACACAGACUCAUCAUUAAUCAGAAACCUCAACCUUACUUUCACUCUAUCCACUCAUUCAGGCCCAACUCCACAAAUGUAUGUGAAAUUCUGUGGGAGAACUCCAGAUAAUCAAUGUCAGAUUACAGACAAAAAGGCAGAUGGAGUUCAAAAGUCUGUUCUUGUGCAUGGCCAGCUCUAUUCCUUCUUCAAGCAUAAGGGAGAAGGUUGCCGAAAAGAAACAGUUGAUCAGGCUCAUCCUUGUAUGUAUGUUAUCAUGGUGCAUUCACCUAAAACAAUGAUAGAGAGAGUCUCUCAUUUCUCUCUUGUUGCUCAUCAUAAUGAAACCACUCAUAUCAAACUCAGAGAAGGUAUAUCCAUGGAGGGUAUUGUUGAGCACAGUCAGUCAAAGUACUUCAGGUUCGUGAACAGAGAUUCUAAGGUUACUAAUGUCACAUUCACCCUAGUCAGCCAUCACGGAGAUGCAGACAUGUUUGUCUCUACACUUGACAAAUACCCAAAUUCAAAGAUUUUUGAGAAAAAGUCAGAUAUGAGCAGUAAAUUUGCUGAUGAAAUCACCUUCAAAAAGACUGAGAAUAGAGGAUCUCUUCUCGGAGUCUACUACAUUGCAGUGAAAGGUUAUGAGUAUACCUCCUUCAGUAUCAGAGCAACUCUUGCAAGAGAAGCAGGGGACUCUAACAAGACCAUUACUCCUAUCAGACUAAGAGAAGGCGUAUCUCACAAUGAAUUUAUGCAUGGCAAAGAUGACAAAAAGUACUUUAAAUUCAGAACUCACAUGAGAGGAGAUUCUAUCACGGAUAUUAGAAUAACUUUGACAGCUUCUACUGGAGAUUAUCAAUAUUUUGUCAAAUUUGGAUCCUAUCCAACAGAAAAUAACUACGACUAUGCUUCAUUUGAUGCUAGCGAUAUUGUAAUGAGGAAGGACGACGAAAAGUUUAAACCUAGAGGAACCAAAUAUAUUUUGGUCGUACCAAAUCCCAAAUUUGGCACAUUCCCAAACAAAGGAAGAUUUGCUCUCAAGUACUCUACAGGUGAUAGUAUUCAACCAAUAUCGAAGGAUACUCCUUUGCAUGGCAUCGUCAAGAUUGGAGAUUAUGAUUAUUACAGAUAUCACUCAAUCAGCCAAGUUGAUGAGUUAACUGUGGCUCUAACUCCACUUUCAGGGGAAUCUAAUUUAGUAGUGUCUAUUAAUUCCAACAACAGUUAUCCUACAACUGAAACUAAUGAUUAUCACUCUUCCAAAAUAGGCAAGGAUACUAUCACAAUGAGUGGAAGAGAUUUGUUCAAGGACAAUCCAACCUGUGACCCUCUUAAAGCAUUAGAAAAGAAAAUCAGCCCAUGAGAAAUCUACAUCGGAGUCUUCUGUGCUGAUAGCACUGACACGAUCAGUUCAAGAAAGAAUGAUUCCUGCUCAUUCUCUCUCAAAGUUUACUCUAAAGAUGGAGGUGUUCACCUUAUCCACGAUGGAAUUCCACAAAAAGACCAUGUUAAGGAGACUGAAGUUAUGACUUAUUACAUGCCGCUUGAUAAGGCUAAAGAUCUUUAUGUUUCAGCAAACGCUGAACUAGGAGAUAUCAAGCUCUAUGCAUCUUUUGGUGAUCUUUCUACUAAGAAUGCUGAAAUAAUGAAACCAACUAAAGAAGAACAUAUCAGAGGAAGCAAGGAAGUUGGUCAUUCUCAAAUGAUUCAUUUCAAAAGAAAUGAAGUCAAGGAGAACUGAGACGAAUUAGAAGAAUGCAUGGUUCUCAUAUCUGUCCAAGGAGCUGGGGCAGUAGAAUUCAACGAAUACUCUAUUACUGCAUACUACCACAUGAGAAGGUUGAUUCCUAAUUCUCCAUCAUUUGCUGUGAUUGAUGAAGGCACUAUGGCUUAUUUCAUGUACAAGUCAUACUGUGAGGAUUGCACAAUCUUCUUAUCAGCAGCUCCUUUUGCUAUUGAUUCUGACAUAGACAUGUAUUUAAACAUUGGAGCAGACAAAGACUUGCCUACAACAGAUUCUUAUGACAUUAAGAGAGAUGAAUGGUUUACUGAGCAUAUUGAAUUAGAUACACAAAAUGAGUUCUUUAAAAAGAAAAACAUUGAUACUAUGCAGAAUACUAUUCUGAUUGGCAUUUAUGCUAAAGAAAAUUCUAUAAUCUACAUUGAUGCUGAAGAGAGCAAAUCAAGAAUGAAAACUCUUUCUCAUGGUAAAGGAUUCCAUGUUGAACAGCCUGCUAAUGAUCAGAAGUUCUUCCAAUAUAUUCACAAAGGAGACAGUAGUAUCAAAUUUGAGCUCACCGGACUACAUGGAGAGGUUGACAUGAGAGUUAAUUGCUACAAUCCACACCAGCUUGAUCGCCCAAUGAGUGCUUACCUUCCACAAGAUCAAAGAACCUCAAAAUGGGAUACUAAUUCAAAACAAAGCACCAGCAUUGUUAUUGAAAAUGAAGAGGAAGAGUAUUGCAAGAAUGGGGUAUACCUCAUUGCAAUCACCUCAAUGGAGCAAGGUGCCAAAUACACUAUUGAGGCACAGAGAGGAGGAACUUUCACUAGUAAACAAAUCAAGAUCGGAGUUCCUAUAAAAGACCAAAUCUCAGAAGAGCACGAAAAACAGUAUAUGUUUGUACUUGACAAAAAGAAGCCAUUCAAAGUCACAGCUUCCAUAUAUGCAGGAAAAAUCAGCUUCUCAAUUGGAGAGGAGAAAGACUUUACUAGGCCUUUGUUUGAGUCUGAAGAUGAUCACAUUGAAGUAAGCAAAUCAGAUGUACAAAAAUUCAAAACUGGUCAGAAUAUUUACAUUAGAGUUAGAGGAGAAUUCGAUCAUUCAGAGUUUAUUCUAGUAGCCACUCAUGAUGAUUCUUACUCAAUUAUUCCAGACUCUUUCACCCAGACCUUCUCAAUAGAUCCUCUUGAUGAAGAUGGACUCAGACUUAUGUACUAUCCUCCAAAUGUUGACCACGAGUUGAAAAUUCAGGUCAAUUCAUUCACAGAUGCAGUCUAUUUCCAUGUUGAAAGGAAAAAGGAAUAUCUCUAUCAAAUUAAAAGUGACAAACUUGCCUUCCCCAAGCUUGACAUGAACAAAUUAGCACCUUGGUUUACUAAAAACUGGGAUUCUCACGCAAGACAUUACUCUGAAACUGUACAAAUGAAAAGUAAUAGAACUGACGAUUAUGUGAUUCUUUUCCUAAUAUCUCCUCAAAUUAUUGACAAAGAUUUAUUAAGAAAGGAGAAGAAAGAUAAGGUUAAAGUUACUGUGAACAUAAACUCACACCAGAUGAUCGUCUUGACUGCAAAUGUUGCUCAAGAAGUAUCUCUCUCCCCACAGGUGGGUGAUUAUGCUUACUUCAAAUUCUUCGCUAACGGUCGCAAAGACAUCGAAAUAAACCUCGUCCCUUGCAUGUGAAUGACAGAGAUGUUCGUCUACAAGACCUACAACCACGCUGUACAGCACAUCUCGUCCCUCGAAAGGAGCCAUGUAAUGACAAACGGUAUGAAAUCUAUCAUUCUCAAGAAGGCUUCUGGGCCUUACUUCAUUAAAGUCCAGACAGAUUCCAGUCCCGAGUGGGAGGAGACUAAGAACGCUGCUGAAUACUGCUCAUUCCAGCUAGUCUACUACGACAAGUCUCAUCCGAACUUCCACUACAGCAUCGGGAGCUACUACCCCGAGAAAGGAGGCGCCAUCGAAUACGACUGGCCUUCUCACGCCCAUCUCCACCUCCAAUGGGGAAGGAUCAUGAAGGAAGGUCCCUUCGAGACAGAGGUCUUCCCGACCAUUGGAAAUAUGCUCGUGUUCAAGGAAAAGAGCAUUUUCGCAAAUUCGAUUUGUGGGUUAAAACAUCAUAAAGCAAGACAUGAACCACUAUAUUUCGAGCCAGGGCUAUACAACCAGGAGAAGACAUUUAAUCUAAACGAAAUGCCUGAAUUAUAUAAACAAGAGUCCCUCACAUUCUACUUCUUUGCAUCUGUGAACAGAGAUGGAGCUUCAGUGAUGUACCAACCCACAACAGUCACAAUCGACAUCGGAUGGGUUGGUGGAAUCCCAUGGAUGCUAAUCCUUAUCGCCGUGGCCAUAAUUUCAAUCCUCUCCUAUGCAGUCUGGCAUUUCAAGAACAAAGCAGAUGUUACAAAAGAGAAGCUGGAUUAUGAGAUGAAUGACAUCCGUAAUGUUGCAAGGGUCCCUAAUGUUGAAGACUCUUCUGAAGACCAACCGAUUGGAUAAUUCCCACAAAUCUUCAUUUGGAGUCUAAAAGAGUUGUUCAGUAAAAUAUUUA
Molecule: messenger RNA, 5460 nt
Organism: Moneuplotes crassus
Lineage: Eukaryota; Ciliophora; Spirotrichea; Euplotida; Euplotidae
Source: the annotation of a GenBank genome assembly